CAUGAAUUAUUAUUAAAUGAACUUCUCCUUGGUCUGAAUUGAUGACAAACGAUGCAUUAAUGACAAUAGAUAAACGGUUCCUCCUAAAUCUACAAUAAAUCAUCCCUCUGAUUCUGAGCUGUUGAGCAGCUGCUUGGCUGUGACUGGGAGUCUGCAGAGGAGAAGACUGUUGUGUUACAGAGAAGAGAGAGCAGCUAUCAAGCUGAUUUAGCUGGGACUUAAUUGAAAAAGGCAGUAUCAUGAUGGAAGCAGUACUUGAAAUGUCACUGGGCUAGUAAACCAGAACUCCAGGGUCUCACAUGAUCGGACGACACUGCUGCUCGGAUUCUUCAUGGCUUCAGGCCCUCAAAAUCUGCAAGUUGACUCUGGGGCAUUGCACUUUCCUCAAUUGGUCUUGGUCACAUCCAUUGCUAUUCUUCUGUUACUCAUCAUGCUUGUGAUCCCCUGCGCUUUCUGUAGGAGAGUUUAUUGGAGAAUAAGAAAAGGACCUAACAGUCUCGCAGGGCAACAAAAGGUGGUGUUUAUGAAGAAUCAUAAUGUUCCGGUUCAAACCAAAGAUGAUCCAAAAGUUACAAAGGCAAAUAGAAUGACACCAUCAACUGACCAGCAGACAGAAAAAGUGGACAGCGUAAAUCUCCGACGUAUCCCAAGUAUUCCUUUGACUAGCAUCAUACAGAUUGAGGAAAGCUCGGAUGAUAAUCUGUAUGAAGUUGUGAAAGACAUCCAAGUGAAUGAAUGGGCAUCAAAGCAGGAGAAUCCUGAGCUACAGAACCUGGAGUACAUGACACCAUGUGAGACAGUGCCCUCGGCAGAUUCAAAACAGAUGGAUGAGUGCAGCAUCAAGAACAAGGAGGCAGUAGAAGGGUUGACAUCAGCACCAAUUUAUGCAAAAAUAAUUAAACAACGGAAUAAGACGAACCAAUCACAAGUUCGAGAAAAGUUUGAAGUUCAAGAUGAAGUGGAGAUUGAAGAGCCCCCACCAAUCCCAGACAAAUAUUUGGAUGAAGAAGAUUCAGUUCAGUGUUGAAGAUAUCAGAUAACAAAACUGCACAGGUGAAAGUCAUAAUCCUAACUGAAAAAUGGAUGAAGCUGCUUGAGAAUCACUCCCAAUUGUAAAUACUG
Hemiscyllium ocellatum (epaulette shark) is the source of this 1122-nucleotide messenger RNA. RefSeq lists its product as uncharacterized. The record is from RefSeq and is a predicted model, not a curated record. The coding region runs from base 332 to 1027 and encodes 231 amino acids. Lineage: Eukaryota; Metazoa; Chordata; Chondrichthyes; Orectolobiformes; Hemiscylliidae. The transcript is spliced from 7 exons.